Messenger RNA from Cottoperca gobio, 2188 nucleotides. It is a transcript of the gene zbtb8a, whose product is annotated as zinc finger and BTB domain containing 8A. The transcript has 4 exons. Gene Ontology annotation, molecular function: DNA-binding transcription factor activity, RNA polymerase II-specific; protein binding; RNA polymerase II cis-regulatory region sequence-specific DNA binding. NCBI's taxonomy places the organism in Eukaryota, Metazoa, Chordata, Actinopteri, Perciformes, Bovichtidae. The record is from RefSeq and is a predicted model, not a curated record. Bases 86 to 1513 code for a protein of 475 amino acids. Gene Ontology annotation, biological process: regulation of transcription by RNA polymerase II.
UAACCGGGUUUCGGUCUUUAGGGCUGAGCAGGAAGUGCCUGACUGAGGACCCUGGACGAGAAAAAAAAGGCAAAAGAAAUUAAAAAUGGAAAUGGUGGCAGACUUGGGGGCGAGUAGACUCUAUCGGGCGCCGGGUGAAUCAAGUCACCAGCAGCCUCAGAGGUGGUUCAACGCCGCUGACAUCACAGUGGCUCACCAAAGCAGUUUGCUGAAGCAGCUCAACCAGCAGCGCCGCCAGGAGCUAUUCUGUGACUGCAAUGUGCUGGUGGAGGGUCAGCUCUUCAGGGCCCACCGCAACAUCCUGUUCGCCAGCAGCGGCUACUUCCGCAUGCUGCUGUCCCAGGGGCCCGACGACCUGGCCGACUCCAUCGACGCCACGUUCGACGUCUUCAGCCCUGAGACCUUCACCGUCAUCCUGGAUUUCAUCUACUCCGGUCAGCUGGACCUCUCCAGUCACAACGUGAUCGAGGUGAUGUCUGCAGCCAGCUACUUGCAGAUGAACAAUGUCAUCAACUACUGCAAGAACUUCAUCAAAUCCUCCUUGGACAUCAGCGUAAAGGAUGAGGACAGUGAUCGCUGCCUCAGUUUGUCUGAGACCUGCAGUUUCACCAGUGGAGCAGGAGAAGAGACCUCAGAGCAGCAGCAGCAAGGCCCCAGCUCUGUCAGCCCACCACCAGCGCUCUGGACCCGGGACAACUCCAGAUCCCAGUCUAGCUUUAUGGGGAAGGACCUUGACCUGGAGUCACCGGCCUCAGCGCUGAAGACUAACCCGAGCAGCCCUGCUGAUGAUCUCAAUGCAGAAACGGAGGACAUGCAGGACCCUCAGGACCCUUUGUACACCUUGCCUGGAUCAGAGCGCAGGCGAGGUAAAGGUGGAACCAAGAGGAGAGCGUCCAACAGCUCUCGCUCCAACCAACCUGAAGACUUAGACAUCGAGGAGGCGAGGACACAAAAGGCUGAAAAGGCAGAGGAGCUGUAUGCUACUCUUCCACCUAUGUUGGGUGUUAUUGGACACUUAAAUAAAGACUCCAACCCCAUUAUGCGCUUCAAAUGUCCCUUUUGCACACAUACGGUGAAGAGGAAGGCAGACCUGAAGCGUCACUUGCGCUGCCACACUGGAGAGAGGCCUUACCCCUGUCAGGCCUGCAAUAAACGCUUCACUCGCUUGGAGCAUCUUCGUAGCCAUUUUGAGACAAUCCAUCAAGCCAGGAAACUGGUGUGCAGGAAGUGUAAGUGUCAGGUGACGGAGGACACUGGGCAUGUGGUGUGUGAGGGCACACGACGCUACCGCAUGUGCACCGCGUGCGUCCAGGAAGUGGAUUGCGAUGACAUCCCCAUGGACAGUCUAGAUGGCGCCAAUGAGGAGCCGGCCCUUUUGUUAGGGGUGGAUGGGGAGGAAGAGGGGGACAGCAAGAGGAGCUGGAUGGUAACGGAUGACGACGACCUGGCUGAAGACUCGGGGGCCGACCUCAUCAUCCAACAAGUGGACGACAGUGACGAGGAGCUGCAGUGAAAUAGAACCAAAGUCUGUGUUUAUGUGCAGAAGCCUGUGUGAAUAUUGACUGUGUGUAUGUGUGUGUGUGUGUGUGUGUGUGUGUGUGUGUGUGUGUGUGUGUGUGUGUGUGUGUGUGUGUGUGUGUGUGUGUGUGUGUGUGUGUGUACUAAAGCCAUGCAAGAGAAUUUAAGCAUAAAAUAUGUGAUCCAGUAAUGUAAAUACACACAUUUACGAUAUAUUAGUUGUCUAUUAGUUAAAUGCAACUGGUCAAUCUUCACUUUCAAUAAGAUGUUGACCUCUGUGACAAAAUGGAAUGCUUUUUGUUAAGCUUCAUAAAGAUAUGCAGUAUCCAAAGCAUGCACAUUCAGUGUUUCCUUUGCUUCUAUUAUAGUUAACUCUUUCAAAUGUGUUUUUUUCAUAUGCAUGGAAGAACACUUUUGCUUCUUUUUGGGACUCUGCUUUGUUAAAAGCUGUAGUUGAGCAAAACAAAGUGGCAUGGCCAGAAUAAUGACUAUACUGCGAUUUCCCUACUUACAUUAAGGGAAGUCAAGAGAAUACAUUUCCACCAAUGUCACACAUUUGCAGAUUUUUUAUGAUUAUCUUUGAUUAUGAUAUGCACUAUUAUAUAAAACCAAUUAUAAUUUAUUUGUUUGUUUUUUUAACUUUUUGACACAUUAAAAAUAUUUUUAUACA